Coregonus clupeaformis (lake whitefish) is the source of this 3914-nucleotide messenger RNA. Its product is annotated as homeobox protein aristaless-like 4. The coding region runs from base 711 to 1820 and encodes 369 amino acids. Gene Ontology annotation, biological process: regulation of transcription by RNA polymerase II. The record is from RefSeq and is a predicted model, not a curated record. Lineage: Eukaryota; Metazoa; Chordata; Actinopteri; Salmoniformes; Salmonidae. The transcript has 4 exons. Gene Ontology annotation, molecular function: RNA polymerase II transcription regulatory region sequence-specific DNA binding; DNA-binding transcription activator activity, RNA polymerase II-specific.
UGCAAGCGCCAUGCUCUACCAACUUUAGGUUUACUCUCAAACAAAUAAAUAGAAAUCAGAAAAAUAUAGAAUAGUUCUCCGUGUCACAAAUCACACAAUACACAUGAAACAUAGAUAGUCUAUAUUGUCCUGUAUGUGUCGAGAUCUCAGUUGUCUGGAAGAAGUCCCCUCUUGACGAACCAUUGCGAAUCAACCAUAAAAUUGCGCUCUCGCUGUUGCCCUUCACGUACAAUUAGUUAUAUAUUCAUACCCUAAUUACAUUAAUGUCAUGUGUUAAGUCCCCCCACAUAUAAAAAAAAAAAAAAAAGUUUUUCUUCUGAGGAAAGGUCUGACCUCACCCAUUCAUAUCAUCAACAUAAUCACUCCGGAGAGGUCUUGACUUAAAGUCCGCACAGCUCUAGGUAGUGUGUAUCGGGGAGAUCUGGGUUGCAUCUUCUGAAGAAAGACGCAUUUUUGUUACUCCUCUAAACCUUAAGGGGAGUUUUUAGCUUUUGGUCAGCGAGUGGUUCCUGGAAAACAUCUGAAUCGUUUUAUAACCAAACACAGCUGCCGCGCCAGUGUAUGUGUGUGUGCGUGACAGUGUGUAUGUGUGUGUUCAUCCGUAUGUGGAAGAGCGAGAGAGAGUGAGGUUAUCUGUUUGCUUCCCUUUCCAAAACGGAAAGAAAGAAAAAAGUUUGGACGUCUUUUUCUCCCAGGAACUUUUUUUAGGCAUGAACGCCGAGACGUGCGUCUCAUACUGCGAUAUGACAUCCAUGGAUUCAUAUUAUAGCCCCUCUGCACCGCAAGGUAGGGAUCAUCCGACGAACCCGUUUAGGACAUUCCAAGCGAGUGACACCAAAUACAGUCCCACUUUCCUGCCCAACAAAGGUCAGGCUUACGGAGAAAAGUCUCGGAGCCCAUUCCAACAGGAGUGCCAGUCAUUGGAUGCCACCGCUGGGGAAGGCACCUUUAACAAAUACCACCUCUUCAUGCAGAGGUCUUCUUGCAAAACCCCCCCUGAAGGAGGCAAACUGCACCAAGAAAGCGGACACAACGGAGCGCUCAUUCCCUGCUAUGGUAAAGACAGCUCAGGACUGACAGACUCUGACCUGACCCCGAACUCCGACCCCUCUGGGAUGGACGGCAGCUACCUGAGUGUGAAGGAUCAAGGCGUGAAGGGCCCGUCGGACCGACCGGGCUCGGACAUGGCCAGCCCCAUGGACAAGGGCGAGGGUGAGAGCAACAAGGGCAAGAAGAGGCGUAACCGCACCACGUUCACCAGCUACCAACUGGAGGAGCUGGAGAAGGUCUUCCAGAAGACCCACUACCCUGAUGUGUACGCCCGCGAGCAACUGGCCCUCAGGACUGACCUGACUGAAGCCCGUGUACAGGUGUGGUUCCAGAAUCGCCGAGCCAAAUGGAGGAAGAGGGAGCGCUUUGGUCAGAUGCAGCAAGUCAGGACACACUUCUCCACGGCGUACGAGCUGCCUCUUCUAGCCAGACCUGAGAACUAUGCACAGAUCCAGAACCCAUCAUGGAUUGGUGGCGGCAGCGGAGCGUCUCCUGUACCAGGCUGCGUAGUGCCCUGUGACACAGUCACGUCCUGUAUGACCCCUCACCCUCACUCCGGCAGCGGCGUAUCUGACUUCCUGGGCGUCCCGAACCCUGGGGGUCACAUGGGACAGACGCACAUGGGCAGCCUGUUUGGGGGUCCUGGCAUGGGGUCAGGGAUCAACGGGUACGAUUUGAACAGCAUGGACCCGGACCGCAAGUCCUCCAGCAUCGCCGCCUUGCGCAUGAAGGCCAAGGAGCACAGUGCAGCCAUCUCCUGGGCAACAUGAUGCCUCAACAGCAGCAGGACGGGCCUCUGGGAACCCCACCACGUCCAAACCAAGCCAAAGCAGAUAGGGGAGGCAGUCUGUGCUACUAUAACAGAAAUAUUGAUAAUCUAAAAUACUAAUGAUGAUAAAAGCCAUAGCAAAUUGCUGAAGAGGAGAGAAAGGAGAUCUGGACAAUGGACUUCUUUACUUUGUGUCUCUGAUGGGAGAGACCAGUGGACAUCAGAGAUGAACAACAUUCAGUCAGUCAAUCAGUUCAGUCAGUCAAAGCAUGAGGUGAGAGGCAGGAAAUCGAGAAUCCUUCAAGAGACAAAUUAAUUGGUUGCUUGUUGGAAACAAUGUGCUGGUUAUACAGUAAUUAUAAACUAAAACACAACAAAAAGAACAAAAAUAGCUGAAUAGAUUUGAACCAAUCCCUGCACUUAUUCAGUUAAUACAGGUAAUGCUGUUUGUACAGAUCUUGAGAUGCGACCGCUAACACACCUGCUAUUGAGUGUCAAUAUAGCUUUUUCUGUUCAGGUGUUGUUAUACUUUCUUGUUUUCCGGUAUUUAAAUUUUAAGUGUGUAUUUUUAAAAUUCUUUUUGAUCCUGGUUUUAUCACAGAAUCCCUCGUCCCUUUCUGUCAGACCGUUUGCAAAUGUAACUAUUCUCUCCACAUAAACUGCAAACUGAUAUUCACAUAUUUACAUACAUUUGGCCUGAUUUGGGUCUGUGUGUACAUUUGGGUUUCCUUAGGUCAUUUUGGUCAGCAUUACUUCAAGGAGAGGGGUGUAGGUAACGGUCAAGCCCAAAGCCGAUCCACCUCUGUCAGACUAACUGAAAGAAUGCUGGUAAAAUCAGUCAUAUUCUUCAGUUUCGGAAAGAGGUAAACCAUUUCAAAGGUAGCUAACUGUUUCUGGUUUGCAUGGUCAGCACUAGCAUACUUUAGGUUGGUGCCACCUUCCAACAUUUAAAUGGGACGGGGACAAGGAAGUGGUGUGUGUGAGUGUGAGAGAGGGGCACAGCAGGCCUGCUGGGUCGGGGGCUACAGGGCCUGGGAGCACCAGACAGGCUCAGCUCUGUUUGCAGGAGGAGAUUCAAAGUGGACAUGCCAUUUCCUCCCUUGGCAUUUCCUCACCUCGCAUUUCCACCUAGGGAGUUACAGGAAAAGUGCCCUCCAGUCCCAUUGCCAGAAAUAACACCCAGCGGCAGCCUUGAACAGCAGAGAGGCAGUGUAGAUUAUACAGACAGUUUCUGAGGGGGAUAAUAAGAUGCUGACUAAGGAUGUCAAUGUUGACCACUGUCUCUUUUCAUGCAAAGCCUCACUUUGACUGUCAGCUGAGCUGACAGGUCUAUAGUGGGAUGGUAUUCUCAGAGGAGAACCUUUCGUGCUUUUGUUAGAAGUAUUACUUUCUCUCCACACAAAAUAAGCCGUCGGUCAGUUUUAUACCAGGAACCCCAGGUUUCUUUCCACUUGGAGGAGACUUGUGAAGUGAAUCCGUGUGAAACAGUUUGUUGAGGCAGAGGAGGGCUGUGAAUUGGCUGCAGGUCAUGAAGGACUUGGGGGAACGUGUACUGUACAACUUUAUUCCAUCUCUCACUCACUGUUUAUUUUCCUCUUGGAGAGCGCCAUCAGCAGGCACUUAGCAGCUCCACUCUGUUCCAAAACCAAUGUGCUCUUAUGCAUCUCUCAGUCCCAGAUGCAAUGUAUGGCCAUACGCUGUUAGAGACACAUGUAAGUUCAGUGCUGAAUUUCCUGACAGUGUGUAAAGGAUGUGGAGAGGCUGCGUCCCAUGAGAGAGGUGUCAGAGCAGCAGGCUGUGAAAAAGACUGGAUAGCACUCUAGCACAGAGCUGUGAAACAGCUAAGCAUCUAGCAGCCAUGUACAUCUGCCCUGCCAACCCAGUGCAAUUCAUUCUGUUCUCAAGACGUUAUUGCCAUGUUUGCAUCAACAUGAUUACUUUACUAAUGAUAGUAGACAUAUGUUGUUAGAAAUUCCUCAUUCUCCGCGGCCUGCUGUCCUCCUGACAGCUUUAGCAUGACGACUUGGGUUGAGCAGGCUGAAUUUUGAGCCCGGCAUCAUUAACUUUUAGGCAUGGGGUCUAGCCGGACCCUUUC